Messenger RNA from Chenopodium quinoa (quinoa), 795 nucleotides. RefSeq lists its product as uncharacterized. NCBI's taxonomy places the organism in Eukaryota, Viridiplantae, Streptophyta, Magnoliopsida, Caryophyllales, Amaranthaceae. The record is from RefSeq and is a predicted model, not a curated record. Bases 1 to 795 code for a protein of 264 amino acids. The transcript is spliced from 3 exons.
AUGGUAAAUGAUUCGACCGAGGAGGCUGCACAUUUUCGGUCCCUAAUCGGCGAAGUCAUGGAAAAGGAGCUACAUCCAGAUCAUUCACACCUUGAAGAACCACAUAUCAACCUUAACACUCGUGGUCGACCAAAAAGAAAUAACACUAGGCGUGAUCGUAGCUAUUUCGAGCAUGUGAACCGUCAACACACUCAACGUGGUGGUGACCCAGAACCAGAUCCAAGUGACAUUAGUCAAUGCAGGUAUUUGAACUUGCUUCCAGCCCCAAUGUUGCCGUACAUUUCGUCUUGGAAGGAUGUCAUUGGUGAUGGGAACUGUGGCUUUCGUUGUGUUGCCGACUUCUUCUUUGGCGAUCAAAAUAAGUGGUUUGACGCUCGGGAAACAAUAGCGAACGAGGUCGCUGGUCAUCCUGAUUUUUACGAACGGAUUUACGGGCUUGGGCGACUUUGGAUGAACGUGGAGCGUAUUCGAUGGGAUGGUGGGGCUGUCGGGGAGCGGCAUUGGAUGGUUACAAUUCAAGAUUUAUUUCCUAUUGCUACGUGGUUCAACGCAAGGGUGAUUUGUCUCGGAGUAGGCCUAGUACCAACUUGCUACUACCCAUGCAUCACAGUCUUACCGCUUAGGGCACGCAACGGGGUUCGGUCACCGACUCGAGAGUUUGUGAUUGCUACAGUUGGUGGAUCACAUUUUAUCCGUCUUGACCUUGUACCUGAUUCACACUCCCGCCGAUCGCCGGUUGGUGGACGGAACACCACGAGGAUAGUGUCAAUGGAUGGGAUCAAGCAUAUCAAUUGA